UGACACCUGUGCUGUAUUGUCUACUUGAGCCACAAAUUUGAAUCAUGUGUUUUUUCAAAGGAAUAUUUACUUUUUAGCUUUAAUUUAUUGAACGGUAUUUUUACAAAUUUGAUAUAACUUGCAAAAAGUCCUAAAUGUAUCGCGCUAAAGCAACAAAAACACAUUGCCUGGGAUAAACAGGACAUUAAUUUGCUAAUCGAGUGCCGAGUCAUCGAUGAGAAAGCAAUGUCGCUGCUUGAAUACAGCGGGCAUCUAUUAUACUUCCUGUCCAGCGUUUCCUCUUCCUUUUUGCUGAACGUGUCAGCCAUGGCGCCGACUAAGAAGCACGUGGUGGUCAAAAAGCCCGGUGGGAAGAGGAAGAAGCAGAUUUUAAAGUUCACGUUGGAUUGCACGCACCCCGUGGAGGAUGGCAUUAUGGACGCUGCCAACUUUGAGCGAUUCCUUCAGGAGCGCAUUAAAGUCAACGGCAAAGCGGGCAGCCUGGGUGGCGGUGUGGUGUCUAUCGAGAGGAGCAAGAGCAAAAUUGCAGUCAGCUCUGAAGUUCCUUUUUCAAAGAGGUACCUCAAGUAUCUGACCAAGAAAUACCUGAAGAAGAACAACCUGCGGGACUGGCUGCGCGUGGUGGCAAACACCAAGGAGAGCUACGAGCUGCGUUACUUCCAGAUCAACCAGGACGAAGAGGAGGAAGAGGAAGAUUAAAAAAAGUACCUAAAAAACCCACACAGCUCAAUAAAAGACCCCAAAGAUGGAAGACUGUUUUUUUUCUUUUUUCUUUUUCAUUUCACUGCAGGAAAUCAUGCUCGAGUUUCCAAAUAAACCCGGAAAAUAUUUGAGGGCUCCGAAGUAGUGUGCUAUGUUAUCAUAUGAUCAUGUUUCGGUUAUGUAAUCUACCACAAGAGGUCAGAUAUUGAACACAGUUUUCUAUUCAUUCUUGGCAAUCUACAACUACAAUAUAAUAAAGAUGAUGGAUUCUUA
Molecule: messenger RNA, 975 nt
Organism: Corythoichthys intestinalis (scribbled pipefish)
Lineage: Eukaryota; Metazoa; Chordata; Actinopteri; Syngnathiformes; Syngnathidae
Product: 60S ribosomal protein L22-like
Exons: 4
Coding region: 226-699 (157 amino acids)
Biological process (GO): cytoplasmic translation
Cellular component (GO): ribosome
Molecular function (GO): RNA binding; structural constituent of ribosome
Source: RefSeq, a predicted model, not a curated record